This is a messenger RNA of Lipotes vexillifer (Yangtze River dolphin), 6057 nucleotides long. It is a transcript of the gene RPRD2, whose product is annotated as regulation of nuclear pre-mRNA domain containing 2. Gene Ontology annotation, molecular function: RNA polymerase II C-terminal domain binding. The transcript is spliced from 11 exons. The record is from RefSeq and is a predicted model, not a curated record. Gene Ontology annotation, biological process: mRNA 3'-end processing. NCBI's taxonomy places the organism in Eukaryota, Metazoa, Chordata, Mammalia, Artiodactyla, Lipotidae. The coding region runs from base 17 to 4402 and encodes 1461 amino acids.
UGUGCAAACCGGGAAGAUGGCGGCCGGCGGCGGCGGAGGCGGCAGUAAGGCCUCCUCCUCGUCGGCCUCUUCGGCAGGGGCUCUGGAGUCCUCGUUGGAUCGAAAAUUCCAGUCGGUAACUAACACCAUGGAAUCUAUUCAAGGCUUGUCGUCUUGGUGUAUAGAGAACAAGAAACACCACACUACUAUCGUCUACCAUUGGAUGAAGUGGCUCCGGAGAUCUGCCUAUCCCCACCGUUUGAAUCUCUUUUACCUUGCCAAUGAUGUCAUACAGAACUGUAAAAGGAAAAACGCAAUCAUAUUCCGUGAAUCGUUUGCUGAUGUACUUCCAGAAGCAGCUGCUCUAGUGAAGGAUCCAUCUGUCUCUAAGUCUAUAGAACGAAUCUUUAAAAUCUGGGAAGAUAGAAAUGUAUACCCAGAAGAAAUGAUUAUGGCAUUAAGAGAAGCUUUGAGUACCACUUUCAAAACUCAGAAGCAGCUGAAAGAAAAUCUGAACAAACAACCGAAUAAGCAGUGGAAGAAAUCACAAACAUCCACGAAUCCAAAAGCUGCUCUCAAGUCUAAGAUAGUUGCUGAAUUUCGAUCUCAGGCCCUCAUUGAAGAGCUGUUGCUGUACAAGCGCUCAGAAGAUCAGAUAGAAUUGAAAGAAAAACAGCUGUCAACUAUGAGGGUGGAUGUGUGCAGCACAGAAACUCUCAAAUGCUUAAAAGAUAAGACAGGUGGGAAGAAAUUCUCCAAAGAAUUUGAAGAGGCAAGUGCCAAGCUGGAGGAAUUUGUGAAUGGACUAGAUAAGCAGGUGAAAAAUGGGCCCUCACUAACAGAAGCACUUGAAAAUGCUGGAAUUUUCUAUGAAGCACAGUACAAAGAAGUAAAAGUGGUGGCCAAUGCAUAUAAAACCUUUGCUAAUCGAGUGAACAAUUUAAAGAAAAAGCUAGAUCAAUUGAAGUCAACCCUUCCUGAUCCUGAGGAAUCACCAGUCCCUUCCCCAAGCAUGGAUGCUCCCUCCCCAACUGGCUCUGAGUCUCCUUUUCAAGGAAUGGGAGGUGAGGAAUCCCAGUCACCAACCAUGGAGAGUGAGAAAUCUGCCACACCUGAACCUGUAACAGAUAAUCGUGAUGUGGAAGACAUGGAACUCUCAGAUGUGGAAGAUGAUGGGUCAAAAAUCAUUGUAGAAGACAGGAAGGAAAAACCUGUGGAGAAGUCAGCUGUAUCCACUGCUGUACCUACAAAGCCAACAGAAAGUAUCUCAAAGGCCUCUUCAUGUACUCCAGUGCCUGUAACCAUGACAGCAACCCCACCUCUUCCAAAGCCUGUGAAUACUUCUCUUCUCUCCCCUACUCCAGCACUGGCUUUGCCAAACCUGGCUAAUGUGGAUCUGGCAAAGAUAAGUUCCAUCCUUAGCAGCCUGACAUCAGUCAUGAAAAAUACUGGGGUCAGUCCUGCAUCAAGACCUUCUCCAGGAACUCCUGCAAGUCCCAGCAACCUCACCAGUGGUCUGAAAACACCUGCACCUGCCACGACAACAUCUCAUAACCCUCUAGCAAAUAUCCUCUCGAAGGUGGAGAUCACCCCAGAGAGCAUUCUGUCUGCUCUUUCCAAAACCCAGACACAGUCAGCCCCUGCACUGCAAGGCCUGUCAUCUUUACUUCAGAGUGUUACUGGGAACCCAGUUCCAUCCAGCGAAGCUGCAUCCCAGAGCACUUCGGCUUCCCCUGCCAACACCACAGUCUCUAGCAUAAAAGGAAGAAAUCUGCCCUCCAAUACCCAAUCCUUUAUUCCGAAAAGCUUCAGCUAUUCCCCUAAUUCAUCAACUUCUGAAGUCUCUUCAACUUCAGCCAGCAAGGCCUCAAUUGGGCAAAGCCCAGGGCUCCCAAGCUCUACUUUCAAGCUACCAUCCAACACUCUGGGGUUUACAGGUACCCACAAUACUAGCCCUGCUGCCCCACCUACUGAAGUUGCCAUGUGCCAAUCUUCAGAGAUCUCCAAGCCAAAGCUGGAGUCAGAGUCCACCUCCCCAAGCCUGGAAAUGAAGAUCCACAACUUCUUAAAAGGUAAUCCUGGUUUCAGUGGCUUAAACUUAAACAUCCCAAUCCUGAGCAGUUUGGGAUCCGGUGCCCCAGCAGAAAGCCAUCCCUCAGACUUCCAGCGUGGCCCUACUAGCACAUCAAUCGACAACAUUGAUGGAACCCCUGUGCGGGAUGAACGGAGUGGGACACCCACCCAGGAUGAGAUGAUGGACAAGCCCACAUCCAGCAGUGUAGAUACCAUGUCCCUGCUUUCUAAGAUCAUUAGCCCUGGUUCCUCAACACCCAGCAGUACAAGAUCACCACCCCCUGGGAGAGAGGAAAGCUACCCUCGAGAGCUCUCCAAUUCUGUAUCUACAUAUCGACCCUUUGGCCUGGGCAGUGAAUCACCCUAUAAGCAGCCUUCUGAUGGAAUGGAGAGACCAUCUUCCCUGAUGGACUCUUCACAGGAGAAAUUCUAUCCAGAUACUUCUUUCCAGGAAGAUGAAGAUUACCGAGAUUUUGAGUAUUCAGGGCCUCCACCCUCUGCCAUGAUGAACCUAGAGAAGAAACCAGCCAAAUCUAUCCUGAAAUCAAGCAAGCUUUCUGAUACCACCGAGUACCAGCCCAUCUUGUCCAGUUAUAGCCACAGGGGCCAAGAAUUUGGGGUAAAGUCUGCCUUCCCUCCAUCUGUAAGGGCCCUCCUGGACUCUAGUGAGAACUGUGACCGUCUCUCGUCUUCCCCUGGGCUUUUUGGUGCCUUCAGCAUAAGAGGGAAUGAACCUGGGUCUGACCGGUCACCAUCACCGAGUAAGAAUGAUUCAUUUUUCACCCCUGACUCCAACCACAAUAACUUGUCUCAGUCUACCACUGGGCAUCUCAGUUUGUCACAGAAGCAGUACCCAGACUCUCCUCACGCAGUUCCACAUCGUUCCCUUUUCUCUCCGCAGAACACCCUUGCAGCUCCCACGGGCCACCCACCCACGUCAGGCGUGGAGAAAGUCCUGGCCUCCACCAUUUCCACCACAUCGACGAUUGAGUUUAAGAAUAUGCUUAAAAAUGCCUCACGAAAGCCCUCAGAUGAUAAACAUUUUGGCCAGGCCCCCAGCAAGGGCACUUCAAGUGAUGGAGUCAGUCUCUCAAACCUCUCCCAGCCCAGCUUGACAGCCACUGAUCAGCAGCAGCAAGAAGAGCACUACCGCAUAGAGACCCGAGUGUCCUCCUCCUGCUUAGACUUGCCUGAUAGUACGGAAGAAAAGGGGGCCCCUAUAGAGACCUUGGGUUAUCAUAAUGCAUCCAAUAGGAGGAUGUCAGGGGAGCCAAUACAGACUGUAGAGUCCAUCCGAGUUCCUGGGAAGGGAAAUAGAGGACAUGGGCGUGAGGCUUCAAGGGUGGGUUGGUUUGAUCUGAGCACCUCAGGCAGCUCUUUUGACAAUGGCCCCUCAAGUGCCUCUGAGUUGGCAUCCCUUGGGGGUGGGGGCAGCGGAGGCCUCACUGGCUUUAAAACAGCACCAUACAAAGAACGAGCACCCCAAUUUCAGGAAAGUGUCGGCAGCUUUCGUUCCAACAGUUUCAACUCAACAUUUGAGCAUCAUCUCCCCCCGUCCCCAUUGGAACAUGGGACACCCUUCCAGAGAGAGCCAGUGGGGCCAUCAUCUGCCCCACCUGCCCCUCCUAAGGAUCAUGGUGGUAUCUUCUCUCGAGAUGCACCCACUCAUCUACCCUCUGUGGAUCUUUCGAACCCCUUCACAAAGGAGGCAGCCCUGGCCCAUGCUGCCCCACCUCCUCCUGGAGAGCACAGCGGAGUUCCUUUCCCCACCCCACCCCCUCCUCCGCCCCCUGGGGAACAUAGCAGCAGUGGCGGGAGUGGCGUCCCUUUCUCCACUCCUCCUCCUCCUCCGCCUCCUGUUGACCACUCUGGGGUUGUACCCUUCCCGACCCCACCACUGGCAGAGCACGGAGUGGCGGGGGCUGUGGCAGUAUUUCCCAAGGACCAUAGUUCCCUCCUUCAAGGGACCCUGGCUGAUCAUUUUGGGGUGCUCCCAGGACCCAGGGACCAUGGGGGCCCCACCCAACGGGACCUCAACGGCCCUGGCCUUAGCCGUGUACGCGAGAGCCUGAGCCUACCCUCCCUUUCUCUGGAGCACUUGGGCCCAGCCCAUGGAGGAGGAGGUGGGGGAGGCAGCAGCAACAGCAGCGGCCCCCCCUUGGGUCCCUCACACAGAGACGCCAUCAGCCGGAGUGGUAUGAUCUUGCGGAGUCCCCGGCCAGACUUCCGGCCUAGGGAACCUUUUCUCAGCAGAGACCCUUUUCACAGUUUAAAGAGACCCAGGCCACCUUUCGCUAGGGGCCCUCCGUUCUUUGCACCAAAACGCCCAUUCUUCCCUCCCAGGUACUGAUGGAAACUAAGGGAAAGGCAUUUUGAACAGUCUAGAGAGAAUUGGAAGUAGGAGUUUGGUUUAUUAUUGUUGUUUUUGUUUGUUUUCCCUCCUUUGAUUUAUUUUUUCUUUUUUUUAUUAUGACAGAGGACCUCCCUUCCAAAUUAAAAAAUCCCAUGUGCAUAUGCCCACAUUUCACUAUUCCAUCCAGUCCUGCCUCCCACUGCACUUACACCCACCUUCUCCAACUUGUUUGUAUUUUAAGGGGGUGGGGGGCAAAGAAACACAACCAAAGCCACUUCAUUUGGCUGGGGGCUUGAGGGGUGGGGAGGAAAACAGCUCUUAUCUUACCCCAUCUAUGGAAGAGUAUUAUUACAUUUGAAAUAAAACUUCCAUCAGUACAGAUAAUAACACGUGCAAUGUUGGGAUGUUAUUUUGGGCUUGGCAUGUCAAAAGUAGUCAGUGGAAGGAUUCCUGUCCCCUCCUCUCUCCAGCUCCGUUACUGCUGUAACCAGUGUGGCUCUCUUCCCUGUAUGCUCUGUGGCCUGCUGACAGCCAGGAGAUGUUGCAGGGGAGAAAUGUGGGAGACCUUGGACCUGUCAAGUUGUUUUGUUCUGCUUUGUUUUGUUUUUAAAGGCAUGUUGCAGUUGAGUACUUUACCUGUCUCCUAAAAUCUAAAGCUUCUUUUUUUUUUCUUCUUUUUUUCCUCUUCUAAAGUACUAUCAGGCAGUAACUUUGAGGAGAUAUGGACCUCAUUUUAUCCUAGUAAAAAAUUUUCCUCUUUAUACUUGGAGUGAAAGAAAGGGGGCUGGAUAUAAUUUAAAGGUUAAAAUACGGAGUAGCUACAAUAUAGAGAGCUAGAGAAAGGAACUGUUAAAUGGUGUGUUGUGACCUGCCCAUCUGUCAUAAACAAGGAAACAUUUCUGAGGUAGUUUCACACAUCUUGCACCAAGCUCUUGCUUCCUGCUUUUCUUUCUUGACUUUUUCCUCCCUCAGUUUUCAUUUCUGCUUUAGCCAGAGAGAAAGUCACUACAGUUGACAAUUGAUAUGAAGGUGUAACUGAAAUGUUAUCAAAUAUUAUCCCUGUAUUUUUUAAUAAGAAGACAUUUUUACCAUGGUGUCUUCCUAACGUAAGUGACAUUUGUUAGUAGUUUUCAGCAAAAGUUAACUACAAGGGAAAGGGAAAUAUUUGUCUUUAUCUUUCUUUUCCCCUUGACCUAGUCCUGUGUUCACCCCUCUUCUUGGUAUUUCGAAGGAGGAAGUUCAGUAGCAUCUUUCUUUAUAUUAUACCUCUUUAGAUCUGUCUUAGUGACAAGUGGAUAUUAUUAUAUGUAUCUUUACAGAGAAACAGGAGGACCCGAUAAAUUCAAAUUUACCCCACUCUACAGAUAGCAGCCUGUCACAUUUCAAGGCUCAAUCCUUAACCUCACCUCCCACUCUCAAUAGGAAAUAAUGUUUCUGCCCUUAGUCAUUUUCCACGAGAAAGGAGUGCUUUUCUUGUCCCUGAACUGAAAGGCUUCUUAUUUGUAUUUCUACAACUAGUAACUGGGAAAAAGACAAUCACUGCAUUCUGAGUGUUUGUAUCUUUAUAUCUAGGGACACUGAAAGGCAAAUGUUGCUUUACUACUAUUUUUUACUAUUUUAUUUUAGUGUCUUACCCCAAGGUACACAUUGGU